AUGGCCCCAGGCCUCAACGAGAUGUUGCUGUGGCACGGGACCUCCGCUGCAGCAGCGAAGGCCAUUGCCACGGAUGGGUUCUUGGUAAAGUCCACGUUUUCCCAUGGCCGGCGCUUUGGCGACGGCGUGUACCUUGCAGAGGACCUCAGCAAAAGCUUGUCCUACUGCAAAGAGUCUGAUGGGAUUUCCUACGUUCUGCUUUGCCGAGCCACCUGUGGGCGUAUCCACUACACCGAAGAGAUGCAUGCAACGAAAGCUCAUGUACAGGCCAAGGCCCUAGGGCUCACCUGCGUGCUGGCCAAUCCGGAUCAGAAGGGACCGAGAGAGUACAUUCUUUUCGAGGCAGAUCAGGUCUAUCCCGAAUACAUCGUCGAGUUUACCAAGAAGGGACAUGCCAAAGUGAGUGGCGUCUUUGCCGGAGGGUCGGGAGGGGCAGGGGAUGACGUCUGCCUAGAAAGCCAGUAG
Symbiodinium natans is the source of this 465-nucleotide messenger RNA. Lineage: Eukaryota; Dinophyceae; Suessiales; Symbiodiniaceae. The record is from the annotation of a GenBank genome assembly.